GAUUAUAUUCUUUCGAAAAUAAUAGCUGGAAAAUUUCAAGUUUUAUACAACAGCAUAAUAUUGAAUACGAUGGAAUCGAUUACAUCAUCCGAAAUUAUUGGUGGAAAAUAUCGUCUAACAAAUAAAAUAGGCAAUGGAUCUUUCGGGGAUAUAUACCUCGGAUUAAAUACCGAAAAUGGAGAGCAAGUUGCAGUUAAAUUAGUGUCUUUUACUCUCAAACACUCGCAAGUUUUGAUAGAGUAUAGGGUUUAUAAUAUCUUGCAAGGAGGCUGCGGCAUCCCCAAAAUUAUGUGGUUUGGAAAAUAUAAACACUAUAAUGCUUUAGUCAUGGAAUUACUCGGUCCGAGCCUCGAAGACCUAUUUAACUGUUGCGGAAGAAAAUUUAGUGUCAAAACUGUGCUAAUGUUGUCCGAUCAAUUAAUUUCCCGUCUACAGUACAUCCACUCGAAGAAUAUUAUCCACAGAGACAUCAAACCCGAUAAUAUUCUGAUGGGUUUAACUCAAUUCUGUAACAGAGUAUUUAUCGUGGAUUUCGGAUUAUCUAAAAUGUAUAAAGUCGAAGACAAACAUAUCGAGUACAAAGACGGAAAAAAGUUAACAGGAACAGUUCGUUAUGUUAGCCUUAACGUUCAUUUAGGAAUUGAACAAAGUCGAUGCGAUAAUAUGGAAUCUUUAGGCUAUGUCUUAAUGUAUUUCCUCCGAGGAAGUCUUCCUUGGGAGGGAUUGGUUGCUGCAACCAGAAAACAAAAAUACGAAAGAAUCUUCGAAAAGAAAGCAUCUACUUCUAUCGAAACAUUAUGCAGCGGAUUUCCCGACGAAUUUGCCAAUUAUCUGCGCUAUUGCAGAAGUCUGAAAUUCGAAGAAGCUCCCGAUUAUAAAUAUCUCCGCAGCAAAUUCAGAGAUUUGUUUUAUCGUUUGAACUUCAAAUACGAUUACAUGUACGACUGGAAUAUUACUAAACAAAAUAACUGAUGACCGGAUAAUGCAGGAAAUUAUGAUAAACAGAAUUUGAAGAUAUGAUUUAUAUUUAGUACAUUUUCGAAAUUCUAUGUUUGAUUAACGUUUUCUUAAUUAAACGCAAGUUACAGAAAAACACAAUGGCUCCUAAAUCCUUUCUUUUUGUUUCGCGCAACAUAUUGGAGA
Centruroides sculpturatus (bark scorpion) is the source of this 1143-nucleotide messenger RNA. RefSeq names its product casein kinase I-like. Lineage: Eukaryota; Metazoa; Arthropoda; Arachnida; Scorpiones; Buthidae. The record is from RefSeq and is a predicted model, not a curated record. Gene Ontology annotation, molecular function: protein serine/threonine kinase activity; ATP binding. Gene Ontology annotation, cellular component: nucleus; cytoplasm. Gene Ontology annotation, biological process: signal transduction; peptidyl-serine phosphorylation. Bases 70 to 972 code for a protein of 300 amino acids. The transcript has a single exon.